Gigantopelta aegis is the source of this 3546-nucleotide messenger RNA. RefSeq lists its product as uncharacterized. The coding region runs from base 1623 to 2501 and encodes 292 amino acids. The transcript has a single exon. The record is from RefSeq and is a predicted model, not a curated record. NCBI's taxonomy places the organism in Eukaryota, Metazoa, Mollusca, Gastropoda, Neomphalida, Peltospiridae.
UAUAGGAGUUGAUUGACAAGAAACCCCAAAGUUGGCCUAGCAUUAAAACAAAAGGUGUAGAAGAGAACGGUUUUCCUUGUGUUGUUGUAAUAAUGACUUUCCAGUAACAGUAUGCGAGUAGGCAUAACAUCUACGAAAAUAUCUGAAAGUGUGAGAUCCUGACGGAGGGAAUACCCGAUACAGUGUUUGUGAAGGUACACUAUUCUGCUGAAAUACCUAAACUGUCAGUGCUUGUGAGUAGGUGUAAUAUUCUACGAAAUAUCUGAAACACUUUUUGUGAGUUGCAGUACUAUUGUACGGGAAUAUCUGAAACGGUAUUUGUGAAUAUUAUAGCCAACGUGAAUAUCAGAAACUGUGUUUGUGAGUAUAGGUACAAUAUCCUACGAAAAAAUCAGAAACAUUGUUUGUGGGUAUUAUCCUGUCUAAGGAGAUGUCUACAAAAAUCGGUGUUUAUAAGUAGCCUGUAUAUUUUUAAAAGGAAAAUAUAUCUGAAACAGCAGAACUUUACCCACAGCGACAUUACAUAAAAGAAAAUCGCGUAACAUUUACGACAUAUUAAGCCUUAAUAUAAAACGCCUGAGAAGGUAAAUGAAUUAACUUUGUGUGAACUAUUACUGCAUGGGUUGUUUUUUUUCCGCUGGAAGUCACUAACUUCAGUGACAAGAACACGUUAAGCCGAAGUCAAUAGAGAUCGCAGUCUGAUAAAGAGUUUCUGCCCGACAAAUUCGCAGUGACUGUACACCGGAGCAUGGUGCGAGUACACCAUUACAAGGUGUGAUACACGUCUCCCCUGGCUAUCUCGACGACUAGGAUUACGAACAAUCAGCGAUAAUUACUUAACUUUUCAUAAGCUGUUGUGAAAACAGGUUUAACUUUCGGUAAUUUCAGAAAGGCUUUUGCUGGACUUUCAUGAGCUGUGGGCUGUUGUUAUUCGAACAGCACUCUCAGAUUGUUCUGGUAAAAACCAGCAGACAACGUGGGAGUAGUGUUCGUUGCACUUGGCGAACAGAAAACUUUAUAGGCGGAGAAGACAUUGCAGUUAAAAUGUCAUGACGUUGGCGUGUUGUUCUAUUUUCGUUUCGACCAGCUAAUAACCAAGACGUCUAGCUAAGGUAAUACUGAUGCGGAUUCCACGUGAGUUAUUGUAAAUCACGGACACAACAAUUAACUUCAAUUUUACUGAUUCAGUUUUUUGGAAGGAUAUUAAAAGUGGAUUCUUAUAUAUACAGACAGCUUCAAGACUAGUGAGUAUUGUGUGCUAGAAACAAAUAUGCCAAAGAUGAAUAUAAUCAAUCAAAUCGAUAAUGGUGAAAGUAUGACAUAACUCGUUAGUUAUAGACAAAAUACAGUAUAAGGAUAUUGUUUUGUGUCAUAUUUCACAUAGCUGGUAUACUAUAUGUAUAAUACUUUGCUUACACGAAUAAUUUACCAGAUGGUGAUUGGAUACCGAAUACAAUUCUGAGGAAAGUGAUUUUUCUAAUAUAAAUAACUGACAACUGACUUUUCAGUUGUUUAAAGUAAUGGGAAGUGAAUGUUUGGACAUGUUAUUCUGAACUGAAACAAAUACCCUGAGUUUGAUUGGAAGUAUUGCUGUAUUUGCACCAGAACAAACGGCAAGCACCAUGUUUCAGUGUCAGCUACAUUUCAACGAAACCUCGCCUCGUUUCCUGCGCGAGAAAAACCUGUCACGAGGGUUGACACUCUUGCAGACGACACAGCAGUACAGAGACCGGAAACAGAGGCUGUCCACCCCGGACAAGAUGGCGAUCCUGGACAUGUCCCUGGGCUUCAACAAAAGACGUCUGGGUAAGCAGCAGCAGCUGCUGGCAGAUAUCGCCCUGAGGUGCAGAGAACAGGAGGUCUUUGACAUGUCCAGCGGGAUAUCCGCCAAGGUGAACCUGCACAAAAACAGGAAUCCCCAGUUGCUAGCAGGCUAUAACAGAAAUACCAAAGGCAGUCUGAGCCAGCGCGACCCAAUAUCAGUUAUCCGGGAGUAUAUGACUGUUGGGCAGAACUUUCGAGUGAAGAAUCAAAGAGGAUACCAGUUUUUUCCUGCUAGAAAAAUCAUCAAGAAAGCAUCGAAGUACGACUUCUCGAAGACCAAUCUCCCACACCUUGACAGCCUGUCGAUGAGAAACCCGUCGAUGUCUGAUUUUGUGAACAAACAUACGUACACGAACACCCAGACCAUCAAUGGAAUAAUUCAGAUGGAGCACUGCAGUCGUCCGAAGUGCGAUCUGGCGCCAUUGUUGUACGACCAGGGCGAACUGGACAGCGAGUACCAGGAAAGGAUAAAUAACUAUUUCUCAGCUGCAAAGCUGAACCUAGGUCCCAGGUCUAGGACAGUGUGGGACAGUGUGUCUGGUACCAGUGGGAGGACGUUCCAGAGUCAAAACAAGAAGCCCAGCAGACUAGAAAUGUAUGGAGCGGGUCAGCUGGACGAAAGCAGCCUUCAAGACUCCACUAUAUGGUCUAACAGUCAGAUUAGCCGCAUCAAAUAAUAGAAGAUAAUUAGAAAUAGUUUCACCGAUGAACUGUGGAGCCGGUGUAUUGACCAAGUUCAGAACUUAAAAAAACACAAUCCUCGACAACAAACAAGGUCCAUAAAGUCGACAAUAAACAAGGUCUAUAAAGUCGUCGACAACAAACAAAGACCAAAUGGCACAAGAUACCCAGUGUUUAAAGGUGAACAAGCAGUUUACUAUUAGAUAGUUGUAGUUUGUUCUGCAUGGGAUUUUCUUGGUGUGGAUAAUUCAACCAUUCAGGUUUCUGGUAGUUUCAUCGUAACCUAACUGCUAUAGAAAAUCAAACAAAAACUGUGAAAACUACAAUGCGGUUAAAAAAAACUAAAAAAACAAACAACCUUUAGUCUAACAGUCAGGUUAGCCGCAUCAAAUACUAGAAAUAGUUACACUGAUGUUCUGUGGAACCAGUGUACUGAUCAAGGUCAAAACUUAAAAAGAAAUCCUCAACAACAAAACGUCUAAAAAGUCAACGACAACCACAAGGUCUGAAAAGCACAGGACAGCCAGUGUUUAAAAGUGGAAAUAAGGAGUACAAGGGAGUUUACUAUUAGAUACAUUUAGUUGUAAUUUAUUCCGCAUGGGUUUUUCAUCGCGUGUAAAAUUCAACCUUUCAGAUUUCUGGUCGUUUUGACAUAACUAAACUGCACCAGAAAGUCAAACAAAAACUGUGUACACUAAUCUAUAAUGAAUAAAAUUAAUUGUCUCAAACAGACAGUGUCAAAGCCACAAACUAUAAAAAGUUGGCUGAAAACCCAGUACGGUUGAUGCAAUGAAUAACAUUUGCUCUGUCUUUGGUCAAAAUAAAAAAAAGUAAUGUUUACAAAAAGAGAAACCUAUACGGAAUUAAUGUUGGAAUUAGUGCUCAAUUUACUCAGACAUAAACGUUUCUGUGUUAGGCUAUAUAUUUAUUGUUCGUUUACAAUUUUCCGACCAGUACUGGUAUUUUCGUUGACAAAAUAAGACAUGCAUAUUUGAAUAUGUAUAAAAAUGCUCAAUUUGUAGCAAACUGAAAUGAAAAUGU